ACAAUUUUGUGCCUCGUUCUACACACUGUCGGCAGUUUGUCAUGACGAUUAAUCACAGAUAGAUAAUAACGCUGGAACUUAUUUCAUCAAUUCAUUUUAUUUUCAUUGAUUGUGACCUCUUAUAGUGAAAUGUUGUGGAACGGUAAAAGUGUUGAUUAAUUCAUGCUAACAAUAAAAGCAUCUUUUUAAAUCUUUCUUUAGCUCAUUUUAAUUUAUGACAUAUUGAAGACUUCCUUCUUUAAUCGUGUGUAUCAGCCGCGUCCUUCGUGAAACUCGUUGUACGUCACAAAGCUAUGACGUGAGUUGUGAAACGAUGUGAAACGAAGAGACAAGAUGUUAAUAUUUCCCGUAUCGUUUACAAAUUCCUGUGAUGCGUCGUGGCACAUUUAGUAUUUUCUUUUCAUGACAUACUUCUUACGGGGAACGUGAAGACACAUAGGAACGCAUUUAUUCGUGUUAUAAUUCCAAUUCCAAUUGUGAUUUGUAAUUCCAAUUCCAAUUCCAAACGCGUGGCAUUACCAGUCUGAUUCUACUGUAGAAUAAUUGUGAAAUUAGCAUUUAUGUUACAAAUGUUUUCAUGACUAUAAAUUUUACGUAUCGCGUGUAUAUAUGGUGUAGUGGGUGGUAUACAUAAAGAAUUUGGUAAUCGUGAGAUUUCUGAGGAGUUUACCCAUUCAUCCGUAUAUUUCUUUCAAACAGAAUUGAAGGAAACUCAGUUAUACAGACGCCAUGUUAUAAGCUGGUAAUCGGUAAUCAGAGACGCGGACAAAGUGACUGCGGUCGACAGAAACGAUGAUUUGUGCGAGGAGCGUGUUAAACAGAUAUUUUCUUUCUGCAGUCCAUGGGUAUGGUGACAUUGGUGCAGGAGCAUGAACAAACAACAAACGAAAAUCAAUAUCUAAAAAAUCGGAAUCAAAUAAACAACGCCUCUAUUGAAGAUCGUGAUAACAAGUACUGUCGUGAGAUAGUGCAUUCUUCUGUUGAUACUGCGAUCAGCGUUGCUGAAAAUGGCAGCCUUGCCGGUUCCUCUACGCAGUGCAGUAACAUAGAAGAUGACAGUGAGGACGAUGAAACGGAUAUUGAUGAAGGAGAUUGGGUACCAGAUUUAUCUGUACCAACGGUGUUUCAACACCAAGAAAUAAUUACCACGGAUGGCAAUGUGGUGCUUCCAAAUGCAGAUGUCCCGAAUUUUGGUGAUGUGCGCGUAAAAAAUUCAACUAACGUGCAUCUUGGUAAUAAGACCUUUUAUAAAGGUCCAGUAACAAUAAAGCAGUUUGUUUACACGAAUCCGACCUCGAUACAGGAAUCUGAUACGGUGCAGAGCGAUAAUGUUCAAACAUCGAAUGCAAAUACGUUUGAUUUGUCAACUGUUAAAGGAAAUUCGUCUAAGAACAACUCGAUCUUAUCACAACGUCCUAAUCUCAACGAUUGGCGGAACAGUGAAUGCAGUGAAAUUAAUAUAAUAUCUUAUUAUAGAACAAAAAAUGCUGGUGAUAGAUUAAUAAAACGGUUAUGGACUUGGCAAUGUGCAGCGUUUUUAUGUAUGUUAACUCUAGUUCUUUUGGUAACAGUUGGUGUCAUUACCAAUGUAUACCUUAUACGCAAUUCUACUAUUCCAUCAACUCCAAUUUUUCCGCAAAUUCCAGAUUCUGGAUUCGGAGAUAAAAUAAAAAAUGUUCGUUUCAUUGAAAGAAAUGAAUGGGGUGCUCAACCACCUGCAACAGGUUUAAUAAAGAUGAAUCUUCCAGUACCGUAUGUGAUUAUUAGUCAUACGGUAACUGAAUUUUGUGAAACACAAUCAGAAUGUACAUUCUUUGUUCGAAAUAUGCAAACAUAUCACAUAGAAUCUAGAAAGUGGUCAGAUAUUAGUUAUAAUUUUCUCGUUGGUGGCGAUGGAUACGUAUAUGUUGGUCGCAGUUGGGAUUACAUGGGUGCUCAUGCUUUUGGAUUCAAUAACAGAAGCAUAGGUAUUUCUUUUAUCGGGACAUUCAACACCGUAGUGCCACCUAAAAGUCAACUAUAUGCUGCACAACGAAUUAUCGAACUGGGCGUAGAAAAUGGUAAAAUUGCACCGGAUUACAAAUUAUUAGGACAUCGACAAGUCUCUCGGACUUUAAGUCCAGGCAGUGCACUAUACAGUGUUAUUCAAACUUGGCCUCAUUGGUCAUCAACACCAUAAAAUAUAUUUUUCUUUAUAUAAUAUACAAGGAUAUCUCGAAUUUAUUAGUUUAUGCUUACUGUUUGAAAUUCAAAUGGAUAUUUGUAUAACUUUGCAUUCAUGUCUUGUAAUAAUUUAGUAUGUAAUUUUACUAAUAAAAUUUGAUAAAAUUUAAA
Messenger RNA from Frieseomelitta varia, 2334 nucleotides. RefSeq names its product peptidoglycan-recognition protein LC-like. Lineage: Eukaryota; Metazoa; Arthropoda; Insecta; Hymenoptera; Apidae. Bases 842 to 2179 code for a protein of 445 amino acids. The transcript has 5 exons. The record is from RefSeq and is a predicted model, not a curated record. Gene Ontology annotation, molecular function: N-acetylmuramoyl-L-alanine amidase activity; zinc ion binding. Gene Ontology annotation, biological process: peptidoglycan catabolic process.